AUGUCCACCGAGGUUGACAAGCUACGACGCCUUCUUGAAAAGGAGCAACGCCUCCGGAGAGAGGAUAGGGAAAAUUUAGCAGAAGAACAACGUCUUCGAAGGGAAGAUAGGGAGAGGACGUCUAAGAGCAGCCUUCCCACAUUUCUCGACGGUCUUCAUAAGCACCUCUUCCUCGGUCUUGGAGUUCAGCAGGAUAAGACACAAUCCACGCGUGGGGAUCCCUCUAAUGCGACCAACAAAAUUCGCCCCAGGAAACUCAAAGCCUGGGACUCUUUCGAGAAAGAACAAGAAGAGAUUUGGCGAUUGCUGAUGGACUCUUCGCUCGUCGAAGACAGACUGUUCACUUCUCUCCACACCCUCGAAGAAACAGGAGAAAGCAUUCGGCGACAGCUUGUUGGCUCAGAACUUGACCUUAACCAUUUUCUUCGCCAAACCGUUGAGGACCACGUUUCGAAAAUCAUCGAAGAACUCUACCGUGAUCCAACACUGCGACAAACAUUUGGGUUGAGAGGGUCGAUACGAUUUGAGAACCACUCCAAUACUUUGAGCCCCGAAUGGGAACUUGAGGAGGGAAUGCAGAAUAUUGAUAUUCGUGGUCGGCCACGACGGCGUUCACCACGUUUAGCUGCCCGGGAACAAAGUGCAUCAAGCAUCGCAGCGACGCGUGGCCCGCGAACUCCGCCUCCAGCGCGAAACAACAGGCCUCGUGCCGAUCAGUUCUGCGUUUACAACAUUCCCAGUCAAUCGUCUGAAUCGAUCCAUCGCGUUGCAGCUUAUAUCAAGGAAUACAAAUCUCCGCACAAGGUGACACUAGGCCACAUUUACGAAGGGUUGGAGGAUAUGGACAUCGAUGAAGUGGUUGAGCAAAAAGAAGACGAAACUUCCAAAGCUCGGUUCCGUCGUGCGAUUGCUGGGCUUCUCGUGCAGCCACACGACUACAUGGUUCGUGCUGGGACGGAAAUGGGAGUGCUGAGUACUGGCGAAGCUGAUAUCUAUCUGCGAAUUGGGGAAGAACCUGGGACGCUUUUGUACCACCUCUCGGUUCCCAAGGGAGAUGUUGGGGAAUUCACGGGCUGGGAUCCCCAUUCGGACGGCCCUAAUCGUCUGCAUUUGACCGCCGUGGGGCAAUCUCUCGCUUUCACUCUCCAGGCGCUUAAAUUGCGGCCUCGGAACCAAGCCUGGAGGCAGCACGCAAUCAACUCAUUACCCAAGUGGGAAGUUGUAAUUGCGGAUAUUUUAGACAGUAUCCCGGAUGAGGAGGUGCCGACUUCCGAGUAUCGUCCUCCGCGGACGAAUGGGUUUCUUCGAAUGUCUCCGGUACAACUACGUUGCAGGCGAAACAAAUCCAGCCUUGGUGCUUGCCGACCAAGCGGCACACAGGGUGAUACUUACGACGAUCAUUCUGACCCCGAUACGCCGAGCCGAAAUCCACGGAUCUAUCAGGACAUCGGACGAAGACAGCCACCGUCGACCCAUUCAGCACCCGCAUCAGCUACUCAUGGGCCCUCCUCGGGAGAGAACCAUCGGUAUUACUGCACAUUAAAGUGUCUAGGUGGAAUGAUGAAAGGGGGCGAGUUAGAUCAGACUUGCCCCAAUGUUAUCGAUCAUGGAAAAACGCGCCAUGUCAUAAAUGCAACAGCUUUCAUCAAACGGUUGCAGCGUCAAUUAUCUGAGACCGUUAAUGCAGAUUGCGAAGUGCUGGGUAUACACGGUUCUCGAGGUGCUCUUUUGAAAGUUACGCUAUCAUCACACGGAUAUACUGUGCCUGCAAAAUGCACUGUACCAGAAUUUGCGGAACACUUUCGGCAUGAAGCUACUGUAUACGCCAGACUGCGUCCAAUUCAGGGCAUAUACAUUCCUCUCCACCUCGGAAGCAUUGACUUGGCUCAUCCGUACAGCUACGACGGUAUCGCGUAUCUCAAGCACAUGAUGUUAUUGAGUCCGGGUGGACAGCCUCUCGACCUGGCACUCAAAGAAAUGAGUCAAGAUUGCUUAAUAGCCAAGAUGAAAGAGUCACUCUCGCAGAUGCACCGCCUCAACGUUGUCCACAGGGAUCCAGCUCCUCGGAAUUGGUUCUACAAUGCAGAAAGCAAAAAGGUUGUCUUUUUUGACUUUGAAAGGGCGGAAAUCCUUAGUUUGCGGCCCGUUCUGCGAAUGAUCUCACCAAAUCGCAAACGAAAAAGGGUAUCCCGUGAUGGGCUUGAUAAAUUGCUCCUUGAGACAAGGUUUGCGAGAGAAACAAACAGGGCAGUGCAGGAGUUGCGAGGUUGGACAAAAUGA
Messenger RNA from Penicillium soppii, 2280 nucleotides. RefSeq lists its product as uncharacterized. NCBI's taxonomy places the organism in Eukaryota, Fungi, Ascomycota, Eurotiomycetes, Eurotiales, Aspergillaceae. Gene Ontology annotation, biological process: protein phosphorylation. The transcript has a single exon. Gene Ontology annotation, molecular function: ATP binding; protein kinase activity. The record is from RefSeq and is a predicted model, not a curated record. The coding region runs from base 1 to 2280 and encodes 759 amino acids.